This is a messenger RNA of Hipposideros armiger (great roundleaf bat), 1853 nucleotides long. It is a transcript of the gene HES5, whose product is annotated as hes family bHLH transcription factor 5. Gene Ontology annotation, biological process: regulation of DNA-templated transcription. Gene Ontology annotation, molecular function: DNA binding; protein dimerization activity. Lineage: Eukaryota; Metazoa; Chordata; Mammalia; Chiroptera; Hipposideridae. The record is from RefSeq and is a predicted model, not a curated record. The coding region runs from base 691 to 1173 and encodes 160 amino acids. The transcript is spliced from 3 exons.
UCCCAGGUGACAUCCCAGGAACUUGCCACAUAAGCCAGUAGUAGGUCUGAUCCUAAGAGCGUGAGUCUCUCUCCCACCUGUGCACAUGGAGAUGGAGGCACCUGUGCAGAGGUGUGGCUCCACUGGUCUCCUCCCCUGAGGGACAGCAGGUCCUGGGGGUGGGGGGUGCCCAUUUCCCCGGAGGCCACUCCACUUCAUUAUUCUAAAGCCUUUUCCUUAUCUGUGCUUGUGGCCCGGGCCAGGCCCGCAGCAGGGAGUCGCCAGGGAGGGGGAGGAGAGGGGAAAGAAGGAGGCAGGGCGGGGGCUGCUCCCUCCUGGCCCCCGGGCCCCUCCCUGCGGCCUGGGAAAAGGCAGCAUAUUGAGGCGCGGGGCUCCCAAAAUCAGGCCCCGGGAUGCUAAUGAGGGCGAGCGCGUUCCCACAGCCCGGACAUUGUGCCGCGCGGCCCACCUGCUCCUCGGGGAGCGCCCAUUGUGCCCGCGCCAAUUCACAGGCAAUUUAGCGUGCGCUAAUGGGCCGGCGCCUUUGUGCGGCCCGCGCCGCCAUUGGCCGCCGAGUGUGGGAACGGCCGCGGCGCCCGGGCCCCAGGCGCCAGCCCGCCGCCCGCGCCUAUAUAGGGGCCGGGCCGCAGCGCCCGGACGCGCCUGGCCGCCCGCCCGCUCCCGGCUCGCCGAUCGCCUCUCCGCGCAGACAUGGCCCCCAGCACCGUGGCGGUGGAGCUGCUCAGUCCCAAAGAGAAAAACCGACUGCGGAAGCCCGUGGUGGAGAAGAUGCGCCGCGACCGGAUCAACAGCAGCAUCGAGCAGCUGAAGCUGCUGCUGGAGCAGGAGUUCGCGCGGCACCAGCCCAACUCCAAGCUGGAGAAGGCCGACAUCCUGGAGAUGGCUGUCAGCUACCUAAAGCACAGCAAGGCCUUCGCCGCCACCGCGGGCCCCAAGAACCUGCACCAGGACUACAGCGAGGGCUACUCUUGGUGCCUGCAGGAGGCCGUGCAGUUCCUGACGCUGCACGCGGCCAGCGACACGCAGAUGAAGCUGCUCUACCACUUCCAGCGACCCCCGGCCCCGCCCGACGCCCCCACCAAGGAGCCCAAGGCACCCGCACCGGCGCCCGCCCAGGCCAAGGCCAACGCGGCUGCCCGCCAGCCCCCCUGCGGCCUCUGGCGGCCCUGGUGACCCGGCCGGAUGUGCUGCUGCCGCCCCAGGACCAGAGGGCCAGCCGUUCUUGUGACGUAGGGAAGAGCCUUCCCAAGCGUCGGUCCCACCCCAGGCUUGGACAGGCCCUUCCCUCCGAAGGCCAGCAGGAGGGUCAUUCUCAGAGAAUGCGUGCAGAGUCCUCGUCAUUUAGGACAAUCAGGGCCCACCUUCUGCCGAGCGUCUGACCCCAUGGGGUUGUUCUGUGUUUGCAUUUCAGCAAGUGACUUCUGGGAAGUCCCCUCUGCCCGGGGUUCUAUGACAUUUGUAGGCGCUGGGGGCUUGGUGCCCCUGCGUGUAGAGGACUUUCUUCAGGGCCCGUGCUGCUGGGCCGGUGGGCCUGGCAGGCGGGCGUGCCUUGCGUGGGCACAUUUGCCUUUUGUGAAGGCGGAACUCAAGGUGCAUCCUCAUAGGAAAGAGCGUCAGCCUGGAUGGGCGCGUGAGGACCACGCGGAGCCGAGGCCGAAAGGCUGCUUGCUGCGUGGGCUUGGUUGUCUGGUUGGGGCUCCCAGUGGGCUGUGGGAAGGGUGGGCGUCUCCACCAUGAUCCUUAAAGGAUUCCCGUGUGGGUGGGUGCGUGGGUUUGACUUUGUACUCAGAAUCUGAUCUCUGUCACGUGGGAGCCACGGGACUGCCCUGCAGACUUCCAAUAAAAUCUGAGUA